AUGUGGCUUUGCUUUGGUUACGGGUUAGCCUUGCUGACACUAGGUGCUGCUCUUAGUAAUUUUGUCGACAACUAUGAACAGCUCAAUUAUCCAACGAUUUCGAGUGCGAGACGGAAACGAUCGCUCAGUAAUUAUGGGCAGCCGAUAAAAUUCAAUUUUAACUCCUAUAAUAGGACUUUUCGCAUUUCUCUUUUACCGGUAGAUGAUGUUAGUUCACCAUUUCACGACUCUCAUUUUAUUGAUGAGGAUGGAAAAUGGCUAGAUAUCGAUCCGCCAAGCUUUCUCUAUGAUGGAUUUGUUGAAGGUGAUCCACAUUCGAAAGUUUAUGGAUCAAUUUUGGACGGUGUCUUUGAGGGUCAUGUACAUACUGGAGACGGACAUUCGUUCACUAUUGAUAAGGCGGCAAAAUAUUUUGAUAUGGAUUCGCGACCUACUCAUUACCAUUCGAUCAUUUAUCAUGACGAUGAAAUUAAUCACAACAAAAUGAGGAUGAAACGUGAUGCAUUGUUGAAAGAAGCAACACCAAAUCUUCAUGGAUGUGCUCUAGAUGAACCCACAAGGAAGGGUAUGGAAAGGGUUCAAAGAUCAGCGGAACCAUCAAAUUACUACCAUCAACACAACAUGCGAACGAAACGAUCACUUCAAAAAGACGACAAUGGACUUUAUAACGUGCGCACAUGCUCGCUCUAUCUUCAGGCCGAUCACAAGUUGUAUGAGCAUAUUCGAAUGAAAGAAGGAAACAAAGAUCCUAUCAGAACACGAGAAGAAAUCGUCAGUCUUUUCUACAACCAUAUCAAGGCUGUCAACGAGAUCUACGAGGGAACUGAUUUUAACGGGAUUCGUGGUCUUCAUUUUGUUAUUCAACGAACCUCGAUCUACACUCCUGAUUCAUGUUUGAAUGGUCGUGCAAAAGAAGGUGCGGACAAUCCGUUUUGCGAAGAAAAUGUGGAUGUUUCAAACUUCUUGAAUUUGAACUCUCAGAAGAAUCACUCUGCUUUCUGCCUUGCUUAUGCACUCACAUUCCGUGACUUUGUUGGUGGUACACUUGGUCUCGCAUGGGUGGCAAGUCCUCAAUUCAACACUGCUGGUGGUGUUUGUCAAGUUUAUCAGCGGUACAACGAAGGACCUCGCGGUUGGGUGUUCCGGAGUUUGAAUACGGGCAUCGUUACACUUGUUAAUUAUGGAAAUAGGGUACCUGCACGAGUUUCUCAGUUAACGCUGGCCCAUGAAAUUGGACACAAUUUUGGUUCACCGCACGAUUUUCCGGCAGAAUGUCAACCAGGAUUACCGUUGGGAAACUUCAUCAUGUUUGCCUCUGCUACCUCGGGAGACAAGCCAAAUAAUGCUAAAUUUUCGUCAUGCUCAAUCAAUAACAUUAGUAGUGUGUUGCAUGUGGUUCUUUCUUCUGUGCCCGUGGAUCCAACAAAGUAUUCUGGACCAGUCGGACCACUAACAAAGCGCAAUUGUUUCCAAGAGCGGACAUCGGCAUUCUGUGGAAACCAAAUUCAUGAGCCUGGAGAAGAAUGUGAUUGUGGCUUUUCACAGGCAGAUUGCGACCAAAUGGCUGAUCGAUGUUGUUAUCCUCAUGAGGGUCGUCUAUCUGGACUUGGUACUCCUUGUAGAAGAAAACCUGGGGCUAAAUGCUCUCCUUCCGAAGGUUUCUGUUGUAAUGGGGAAUCAUGCUCACUUUUCAGCGAAAGAGACUUCCGAGUUUGUCGACAGGAAUCCGAGUGUAGUGAACCACAAACAUGUGACGGUCGAUCAGCACAAUGCCCACAAAGUCGCCCGAAAAUUGAUGGACUACCUUGCCAAGAUUCUACAAAAGUUUGCUCCGGUGGGUCUUGCAACGGAUCGAUUUGUGAAGCGGUCGGCUUACGCGAUUGUUUCCUCACGGAAGGAAGACCCGAAGAACUUUGCUUCUUGGCAUGCCUCAAGGAAGGAAAAUGCAUAUCAUCUGUUCUACUGCCAGAGUUUGCAAGUGAUAGACGACAGUAUCUUCAAUCUGGUCGACAAGGAAAAGCAGGAUUAAGCUUGCACCCUGGUAGUCCGUGCAAUAACUACAAAGGCUAUUGUGACAUUUUCCGCAAAUGUCGAUCUGUUGAUGCAAAUGGACCAUUAGCACGGCUGAAGAAUCUUCUAUUCAACAAGCGUACUUUUGAUUCAUUAUCACAAUGGAUCCAGGAACGUUGGUGGGCUGUAGUGCUGGCUGGGCUUGCCUUGUUGAUCUUCAUGGCUCUUUUUGUCAAGUGCUGCGCUGUUCACACGCCUUCGACAAAUCCGAACAAACCACCGCCGCUCAACAUUUACCAAACACUUACUCGUCCAACAACUUUAAUUCGACAACGACGAAGACAGCAACAAGGAAAUCGUCCGCCUGGGGCUGGCGGAGGCCCUCCCGGUCUAAACGCCCCUGGGAACAGGAGUUCAAGGCCAACGGCACCACCAAUGCCGCAACAACCACCAAUUCCUCUUGUGCCAACUGGGCCUUCAAGUGCGCCAGCAGUGAUUGUUGUCGAACCACCGCCCCCAUACACAGCGGCCGCAGAUCCAGGCUCUGCACUUGGUGGCCCACCUCGUGGACAUAGAAAGAACAAACGACAAACGGCUGCUGAUGCAAAGCCUAACGCCAAGAAGCCAUCUCCAAAAUCAAAAGCAACUCCGAGUAGAAACAAAAGUCCAAUGCAAGGACAUGUUUUCAAAAUCUUGAAAGCUUUUCAUGUGCUCUUUUUCUUAAAAAAAAUCUUUGCGAAACACAUCAAAUUGCCGCUAUUAGAGCCGUCUCGAAUUGGAGCAUUUAUUGGACCAAAAGGCUUCAAUCUCAGAUCAAUUGAAGAAAAAUAUGACGUACAUCUUCAUUUUAAACCCGAACAAUCACUCGAAAUUAUCGGCCCAACUGACAAAGCAGUCGAACUUGGUGAAAUCGCCGUAGAAAAACUCGUGCUAGGUCUCUUUGCUACUGGGUGCUCACAUACCAUUGCUAUACCAUCGAAAAUGAUUGGAUUUUUGAUUGGAUCUAAGGGAAAAACGAUCACCGACAUUCGAACAAGAUCCGGUGUUAAAAUUGAAAUCCUGGGCAAGCGAGAAAAGAAAGCCGAAGAAAGCAAUACAGCAAUUCGACAAGAAAAUUCAACUCCAGCAAAUUUUGUUGAUGAGAAUGGACUUGAAUUUACACGUGUUAUAAUUUACGGUGAUUACGCGAACAUUCGUAUUGCUUUAACGAUGAUAUCGGGUCAUCUUGGAGAUUUUGGCAAAGAAUUUGUUCACAACAAUACAAAGAAAAUGGAAUUUUUCGAGCAUUGGAAUGAAGUGAAAGAGUGCAAU
Mesorhabditis belari is the source of this 3321-nucleotide messenger RNA. Lineage: Eukaryota; Metazoa; Nematoda; Chromadorea; Rhabditida; Rhabditidae. The record is from the annotation of a GenBank genome assembly.